UAACCAAUCAUGGGAAUAAGCUCCAACCCUUAAGCAUUUGAAGAAGUCAAGAAUAACAAGAAGAAGAAGAGACUCAUGGAAGAGCUUCAAGAUCCUGAACGAGGAGGCGAGAUUCUAACCCUCGAAGUCAAGCAACGCAAAUGGUGGAUCUCAGUUUUCUUCUGCGGUUUCUUGAUCUUCACCGGAGACUCACUCGUCAUGCUUCUCUUGAACUUCUACUACGUCCAAGACAAACGAUCAGAGAGUGAUCAAAACCGACAGUACAGAGGAACAUGGACGCAAGCUCUGCUCCAAAACGCUGCGUUCCCGAUCCUGAUCCCACUCUUCUUCCUAUUCCCUUCACCAAAACAAAAAGCAGAACCAGUCUCUUCUGAUCCUCCUCCCUUUCUUCGUGUUCUCUCCCUAUACGUUUCUCUCGGUGUUCUUGUUUCCGUUCACAGCAAGUUAUACGCGCUGGCGAAACUAUACGUAGGUUGGGGUAUCUUGGUAUCAACGCAGCUGAUACUCACCUCCUUAUUCUUAGCUUUUAUAAACCGUCUCAAGUUCAACAGAUGGAUCAUCGUAUCGAUAACCUUCACUCUUGCAUCCGACUUCUUUGGCUCCCCUGAGUUUUCUGGAGCUCCUGACGAAGAUGAAUCUUAUACUUACGGCAUCAAGGCUUGGCUGAUACUCAUAUUCCCUACUCUCGCCUUCUCCUUGUCUCUUUCCCUAAUGCAGCUCGGGUUCGAGAAAGUUUUGGUGAAGACAAAGAGGUAUGGUGACAAGAAGGUGUUCCGGAUGGUGUUGGAGAUGCAAAUCGUUGUUUCCUUUAUAGCUGCACUCAUUUGCCUUGUGGGUUUGUUUGCGAGUGGUGAGUUUAAGGAGUUAAACGGAGAUAGCGUGAGGUUUAAGAAAGGGGAAGGUUAUUAUGGUCUGAGUUUGGUCGGGCUAGCUAUCUCUUGGCAGGUUUGGGCGGUGGGGCUGUUAGGUCUUGUGCUCUUGGUGUCUGGUGUAUUCGCUGAUGUUGUUCAUAUGUGUGCUUCACCGGUUGUGGCUUUGCUUGUUGUGUUGGCUUUUGAUUUUAAGGAUGAUGAGUUUGGUUGGCAGAGAAGAGGUGCUUUGCUAGGAUCAGUCUUGGCUCUAGCUUCUUACUCUUAUUCACUGUAUAAAACAAAGAAGAAGGAUGUCGAAGAACUCAACAAAAGAGAGCUCAACAAUAGUGAAGCUUAG
Brassica oleracea var. oleracea is the source of this 1209-nucleotide messenger RNA. RefSeq names its product probable purine permease 16. NCBI's taxonomy places the organism in Eukaryota, Viridiplantae, Streptophyta, Magnoliopsida, Brassicales, Brassicaceae. The coding region runs from base 76 to 1209 and encodes 377 amino acids. Gene Ontology annotation, cellular component: membrane. The transcript has a single exon. The record is from RefSeq and is a predicted model, not a curated record. Gene Ontology annotation, molecular function: purine nucleoside transmembrane transporter activity.